Molecule: messenger RNA, 2233 nt
Organism: Acomys russatus (golden spiny mouse)
Lineage: Eukaryota; Metazoa; Chordata; Mammalia; Rodentia; Muridae
Gene: Rel
Product: REL proto-oncogene, NF-kB subunit
Exons: 10
Coding region: 41-1849 (602 amino acids)
Biological process (GO): response to cytokine; inflammatory response; innate immune response
Cellular component (GO): cytoplasm
Molecular function (GO): RNA polymerase II cis-regulatory region sequence-specific DNA binding; DNA-binding transcription factor activity, RNA polymerase II-specific
Source: RefSeq, a predicted model, not a curated record
GACAGACGGACGGACUGGCUGGCUUUGCCGCCUCUGGCCGAUGCUGGAAGCUGCAGCGGGCGGCGCGCGGAGCCGAGCCAUGGCCUCCGGUGGAUAUAAUCCUUAUGUAGAAAUAAUUGAGCAGCCAAGGCAGAGGGGAAUGCGGUUUAGAUACAAAUGUGAAGGGCGCUCAGCGGGCAGCAUUCCAGGGGAGCACAGCACAGACAACAACCGAACCUACCCGUCCAUCCAGAUUAUGAACUACUAUGGAAAAGGAAAAGUAAGAAUUACUUUAGUGACCAAGAACGACCCAUACAAGCCUCAUCCCCAUGAUUUAGUGGGAAAAGACUGCAGAGACGGCUACUAUGAAGCAGAAUUCGGACCAGAGCGCAGGCCUUUGUUUUUUCAAAAUUUGGGUAUUCGAUGUGUAAAGAAAAAAGAAGUGAAAGAAGCUAUUAUUUUAAGAAUAAGUGCAGGAAUCAAUCCUUUCAAUGUCCCCGAGCAGCAGCUGCUGGACAUUGACGACUGUGACCUAAAUGUGGUGAGGCUGUGCUUCCAAGUUUUCCUUCUUGAUGAGCAUGGAAACCUGACGACUGCGCUUCCUCCCAUUGUUUCUAACCCAAUUUAUGACAACCGCGCCCCAAAUACUGCAGAAUUAAGGAUUUGUCGUGUGAACAAGAACUGUGGAAGUGUCAGAGGAGGAGAUGAAAUAUUUCUACUUUGUGACAAAGUACAGAAAGAUGAUAUAGAAGUUCGUUUUGUGUUGAAUGACUGGGAAGCCAAAGGUAUUUUUUCCCAAGCGGACGUACACCGCCAAGUGGCCAUUGUUUUCAAGACUCCUCCGUAUUGCAAAGCUAUCUUGGAGCCCGUGACAGUGAAAAUGCAGCUGCGGAGGCCUUCUGACCAGGAAGUCAGUGAAUCCAUGGAUUUCAGAUACCUUCCAGAUGAAAAAGAUGCAUAUGGCAAUAAGUCAAAGAAACAAAAAACAACUCUACUUUUUCAGAAACUGCUGCAAGAUUGCGCAGCUAACUUUCCUGAGAGACCAAGAACUGUCCCUUCCGGGUCAAUUGGAGAAGGAAGAUUCAUCAAAAAAGAAUCAAACUUGUUUCCUCAUGGUGCCGUUUUACCAGAAAUGACCAGGUCUUCAGGAGUCCCAAGUCAAGGCGAACCCUUCUAUUCUACAUGUGCUUCCAUCUCAAGUGGAUUGGCGCAUCACCCCGCAGCCAUACCCUCAGUGGUCCAUCAGCCUACGAGCUGGUCCUCAGUGACCCAGCCCACCUCACGCCCAGCCAGUACAAACACACUGGGUAGUUUCUCCGCGGGGCCACUUUCCUCUAACUCGCAAGGUAUGCUUCCAUUCCUCGAAGGGCCCGGUGUGAGCGAUCUCAGUGCUGCCAAUGCGUGCCUCUACAGUGCCGAUGACGUAGCUAGGAUGGAGACGCCAUCCAUGGCUCCAGUUGACUUAUACGGUAUUUCUGAUGUCAACAUGCUAUCUAAUCGCUCUGUGAAUGUGAUGGCGUCCGGCAGUGAUAGCAUGGGGGACACUGAUAACCCAAGACUUGUGAGCAUCAACCUCGAAAACUCCUCAUGCAACUCAAGGUUAGACCCAAGAGACCUGAGGCAGCUGCACCCGCUGUCGUCUGCCAGUGUGCCCGCAGGCACCAGUUCCAACUCUGUUUUUGUUUCACAGUCAGAUGCGUUUGAUAGAUCAGACUUCAGUUGUGUAGACAACGGCCUGGUAAGCGAGCCCGAGCCACCAAAUGACGCGAGCAGUCAUAACUUUGUCCAGAGUAUUCAGUAUGCAGGGAUUGACACUCUACAGAGUGAGCAGCUGAGCGAUUCCUUUGCUUACAGUUUUUUUAAAAUAUAAAUUGUAGGACUUAAGUCUAGAGAACUGUAAAACUUUAGGUGUAUAAAGAGAAAUCUCAGGAGCAGGAACUUUAAAGGCUCCGCUGUUCCUUACUUUGAAAGAUAAGCCUGAAGCACAUGUGUUGGGUGUGAAUUGUUUUCCCGUGUUUCCACAAGCCAAGCUGCAUGUCUUUCAUAGUACAUUAAUGUUUUAGUUAAAUGAACUGAUAUUUGCUUUCAAGCAGAUUUAAGGUAAAACAUGUAAUGGCUAUGCCAUUGGAAAAUAAAUUCAUUAUUACUGUUGAGGCCCAUAGGCCACAGUGACCCCUAAGGGGCUUUCUGAGAUUUCUUUUUUUGGUAUUUUAGGGUGUGUGUGUGUGUGUGUGUGUGUGUGUGUGUGUUUCUG